AUAAUAUUAAAGGCGCAGACCACGACCACAAUCCGAUGGAGUUGGCCGUGACGAACGAAACCACUUCGUCGUCGCCCGCGACGCCGGUGCUUCCGGUUUUUUGGGUUAACUUGUUCACGUACGCGUUCUACAUAUUCGGCAUAUUCGGCAACCUGUUGUCGCUGUUUAUACUGCACCGGGCCCGGUCGAGCGCCAACAAGAGGCACGUGUUCAUGUUGCAUUGCCUGCUCACCAACGAUUGCUUCCUGUUGGUCGGCCAUCUAGUACUGACGUUCGUGCACAACACGUGGAUAAAUAACAACAACAACUUGUGGAUGUGUCGGAGUUGCGUCCUGUUUCGGUUCUUCGUGUGGGGCGCCGUGUGCGCGGCCAUCGUGAUGGCCGUCGAUCGCUGGUUGGCGCUCACCAAACCUUUUUUUUACCUAAAACAUAUUAACUUUCGUCUAAUGAAACGAACGAUAGUCAUACUUUGGUUUGAAGUACUGUGUUUGGUGUGCGCACCAUUCUUUGGAUUCGGUCUUUACUGGGAUGAGACUCAGUGUAAGGAUUUUCAAGAUGCCGAGAAGCCUCUGGACGUGUUAUACUUUUACUUAUACUUUGGUCACGGUGUUAUUCUUACCAUUGCAAUGGUUUACACGAACUUAGCCGUUAUGAAAGCUCUGUGCGUGAAAGACAGUCAUAUUCAGAACAACCACAACGAGUUAAUAAGACAUAUUCACCACCAAGGAUCGUCGAUGACUCACAACUGGCUCACCGAAGAAGAACGAUCGUUUGGGUGGUUCGUGUUGUUAGUGUGCGUCGGGUUUGUCACAUUAUGGGUCCCGCAAAUGUUCGCAACACUGUUGACCAGGUUCAUCGCGGAUAAGUCAGCGAUUAAGCAGAUCAAAAUGGCUGUGGGAGUGCUUCUGGCCAUUCACUUCGUGCUCAACCCGUACUUGAACGUGCUCCACCACUGGAAGUUGGUAAAGUCCACCUGUUCGCGACCGAAGAACAUCAACGCCAGCGGCGGUAGCGCGAACGGAAGUCGCAGCGUUUCCUUGAGAACGACGUACAAAGUAUCUACGCCACAGAUGCUAUGAUGGCGAUAUAGGUACAAUGGAUACAGUCCAGUGGUCGAUCUAGAAUUUUUUUUUAGGUGGGCUCAUUGUCUUUUUCUUAGUUUUAUGACACAAAUAUUUAAAAACGGCCCAAUUUAUUAAUCUAGAUGAUAGGCCAGUUGGGGGGGGGGGAUCUGGCCCCUCUUUAGUCCACCACUGCUGCAGUCUGCUGUUGCACGCGUGUGUUUGAACAUACAAUCAUAAGAUAUUAUAAAAGUACUAUAAAGUAUAAAUUAACUAAAUUAGUUAAAGUACUUAUAAUUAAUUUGCAUGUGUUAAGUUAAGUCCCACGUCGCUGGUAUAUCUGAGUAUGUGGCCAACACCGGUCAGCGGCCACUGGAGACAUUACACGCCCGUCAUCUGGGCCUGGGUGGUAUUAUAUUAUAUUGUGUACGAUUGUUAGCCACCAACUCAUACCUGCAGCUGUGCAGGAUUGUUGGGAAUUCUUUAAUAAUAAGUUGUUUUCAAAACUAUAAAAUUUGUUACUUUAAAAUGUAUUUUUGUAUUAAUACA
Messenger RNA from Acyrthosiphon pisum (pea aphid), 1610 nucleotides. RefSeq names its product prostaglandin D2 receptor-like. The record is from RefSeq and is a predicted model, not a curated record. Gene Ontology annotation, molecular function: G protein-coupled receptor activity. The coding region runs from base 36 to 1079 and encodes 347 amino acids. Lineage: Eukaryota; Metazoa; Arthropoda; Insecta; Hemiptera; Aphididae. Gene Ontology annotation, biological process: positive regulation of cytosolic calcium ion concentration; adenylate cyclase-activating G protein-coupled receptor signaling pathway; inflammatory response. The transcript has 4 exons. Gene Ontology annotation, cellular component: plasma membrane.